GCUUUAUUUUGGGCAUUUGGCCAUCAAUUUCUGGGUGGCAACAUUAUCGGCCCGUCCUAAGCCUUGAUGGAACUUUCCUACUAGGGAAGUAUUGUGACACACUUCUUGUAGCUGUGGGAAUUGAUGCAAACGGUGGAUUAUUUUCGUUGGCCUUUGCAGUUGUUGAAUCCGAGAGCAACGAAUCAUGGGUUUGGUUCCUUAAGAACUUACAUGACUUGGUCGAAGUAGUUCAACUCCGUCAAAAUUUAUGUAUAAUAUCUGAUAAGUAUCAUGGUUUGGUGAGAGGGUGCCGAGAAAUUUUUUCUAACGCCGUUCAUAGACACUGCCUACGUCAUCUGCGUGAGAAUUACAAAAAUUUUUUACGUCGUAAAGCAAUUCCUAAUGUUGAAGGCCUGUGCAUUAACAUGUACUUAGCAUGUAGUACUGAUGAUAUCAUGAACUUCACUCGCAUGAUGAACCACAUUAAAAAUGUGAAGCAAGAGGCAUAUGACUGGUUAAUAGAACGUGAUGUUAGUAAGUGGUCAUUACUAAUUGACAACGGAUGUCGAUACAGCAUCAUGACAACCAAUGCAUCAGAAUGUUUUAAUGGAGUUCUUAAACGUGCUCGUGGACUUCCAAUUCAAGGUCUGGUAAUGUACACAUAUUAUAACCUUGUAUCUUUAUUCGUUAGGCAUUCUACAGACGUUGAGAAGUGGCUUAUGUCUGGGGAAUCUGAAUUUGUUCCACAUACGAUGGCUAUGUUACAGCGAACUGAACGUGAGGCUAGAAGAUGCCCACAACCCAUAACUAUUAAUAGAGGUGAAUUUGAAGUUGUGGAUUCGUCAUGUCGCCCACAUAGAGUUGAGAUUCCAUCACUUAAAAAUUGUACCUGCACAUGUAAGAGACCACAACUCUAUCAUGUGUCGUGCGUUCAUGUCAUAGCGGUCGCCGGAUAUAGGCGAUGGAAUCAUAAUCCAUUUGUAUCACAGUACUUCACACUCAACUCCUAUAGGGAAACGUACUCCAGCCUUUUUCAUGUUGUUCCCCCGAAGGAAGUUUGGCCGAACUUCAGCAAAGUUCAGGAAAUCAUACAUUUACUUGCACCGGCUUUUAGAGGCGUGCAGUUAAUGGCUGAUAGAUCAAGGAAACGACGUGGUGGGCGUCAUACCACACAUGAGGAGCGUGGGGAGGAGUCAAUUCGAGAAAUGAGCAUUACUUCAAUAGGCACAUCACAUAGGGCUCAUGACCCUAAUCAGGCGUCUCCGCUGGUUAUACUUGGCUUGAGAAUUGAUGGCCCAGCUGUUCUGGGCUCGAAUGUGGUGGGUGUUGGUCGCCGUUGGGAAUCCUGGCCAGAAUGCUGUGAUGAACUGCUAGGAACACAUCCAGGCAGGGAUACUAUGUACCAUGCACCAGGUGAUGAAGAAGACACAACCACCUUCAAGAUGGGUAGUGCACA
This is a messenger RNA of Dendrobium catenatum, 1435 nucleotides long. RefSeq lists its product as uncharacterized. Gene Ontology annotation, molecular function: zinc ion binding. The transcript is spliced from 4 exons. The record is from RefSeq and is a predicted model, not a curated record. The annotation marks the transcript as partial. NCBI's taxonomy places the organism in Eukaryota, Viridiplantae, Streptophyta, Magnoliopsida, Asparagales, Orchidaceae.